CUUCAGGUCAAGAGCUAGCAACUACAUCAGAUGGGCAAAGAAGAGACUCCAGGUCUACUGUGUUCCGUAUUCCUGAGUUUAAGUGGUCCCUGAUGCAUCAGCGCUUGCUCACAGACUUGCUCUUCUCCAUAGAAACAGAUAUACAGAUGUGGAGAAGCCAUUCUACAAAAACUGUGAUGGACUUUGUGAAUAGCAAUGACAAUGCCAUAUUUGUACACAACACAAUUCACCUCAUCUCUCAAGUAAUGGACAACAUGAUUAUGGCUUGUGGUGGCAUAUUGCCAUUGCUUUCUGCUGCUACAUCUGCUACACAUGAAUUGGAGAAUAUCGAUCCAACUCAGGGACUUUCAGUUGAAGCAUCUUUAACAUUUCUCCAGAGAUUGAUAAACCUUGUGGAUGUGUUAGUUUUUGCAAGCUCUCUUGUUUUCUCUGAUAUUGAGUCUGAGAAAAAUAUGUCAUCUGGAGGAAUUCUGCGGCAAUGUCUCCGUCUGGUAUGUGCAGUAGCAGUAAGAAAUUGCUUAGAGUGCCAGCAGCAUGCGCAGAUGAAACCUAAUGGAGACUCUGUGAAGAACCAAAAAGCAAUGCAGGGUCUUACAGAAGGAGGAAGGUCUACAGCAAAGAGUCCAGUGGACAUUGUCACUGGUGGAAUUUCUCCAAUACGAGACCAUGACAGACUUCUGCAGGAUAUGGAUAUUAAUCGACUUCGAGCAGUAGUGUUCAGAGACAUAGAGGAUAGUAAACAGGCUCAGUUUUUGGCUUUGGCUGUAGUGUAUUUUAUUUCUGUGCUGAUGGUCUCAAAAUACAGAGAUAUACUGGAACCUCAGAAUGAAAGGAGACCACCAAGUCAUAGCCAGUCAUUCAAGGCAUCAGAGAAUGGAAGUAAUGAAACUCCUGCUUCUGCUACAGUUGUAGAAAACCCGUCUACUGCUCUUGGUGCUUCACCUUCAGCCUUCACUGAAGAUUUUGAAAGUACAGCAUCUGUACGAAGAAGGGACUCUGGUCUUGGAGAGGAACCAGCUUCAGGUCAAGUAAACAGCUCAGAUAGUGAAGAACCUCUGAAAGUCAUUCCAGGUCCAGAUGCUAUCAGUGAGGUACUAAGCACACUGUCUUUGGAAGUAAAUAAAUCUCAGGAGGGCAGGAGUGAGGUAGGAACUAACGACAGUAAGGCUGCAGCUUCUGUGCCAACUGCAAAAAAUGUCAAUGUGAAGGACAUUCUGCGAAGCCUGGUGAGCACACCAGCUGAUGGGGCUGCUGUGGAUCCUGCUCUUCUGCCAGCAGCCUUCCUUGGAGCUCUGGGUGAUGCAGCUGCGGAGCAGCCUGUGCAGUUCCAUUCCUUUGACAGGAGUGUGGUUGUACAGCCGAAGAAAUCAACCGUAUCCUCUUCUACAGCUGCUAUGAGUAUUCCUGCAAAUGCUGUCAGUGUGGUUUCUUCGUUAGAUUCAUCCCAGGCCCUAGAUUUGGCAGGAGAAUCUCCUGGGAGAGGAUCAUCUAAUUCGAAAUUGCCUGCAGUUCCUGCAGUUUCUUCAGUACCUGAGGAUUCUGCCUCAAAUAUGAGUAUUACAGAUAGACUUGAACAUGCUUUGGAAAAAGCCGCCCCACUUUUGAGAGAGAUUUUUGUGGAUUUUGCUCCCUUUCUUUCUCGAACUCUUUUGGGCAGCCAUGGUCAGGAGUUGCUGAUAGAAGGCACAAGUCUUGUGUGCAUGAAAUCCAGUAGUUCUGUUGUGGAGUUGGUGAUGCUGCUUUGCUCUCAGGAGUGGCAGAACUCUAUACAGAAGAAUGCUGGCCUUGCCUUUAUUGAGCUUGUCAAUGAGGGAAGGUUACUGAGUCAAACUAUGAAGGACCAUUUAGUAAGAGUGGCUAAUGAAGCAGAGUUUAUCUUGAGUAGACAGCGAGCAGAGGAUAUUCAUCGGCAUGCUGAAUUUGAGUCACUGUGUGCCCAGUAUUCAGCAGACAAACGAGAAGAAGAAAAGAUGUGUGAUCACUUGAUAAGGGCAGCCAAGUAUCGGGACCAUGUGACUGCAACUCAACUAAUCCAGAAAAUUAUCAACAUUUUGACAGACAAGCAUGGAGCCUGGGGAAGUUCUGCACUAAGUCGUCCUCGUGAGUUCUGGCGCCUCGACUACUGGGAAGAUGACUUGCGGCGCCGGCGACGAUUUGUGCGCAACCCCCUUGGAUCGACACAUCCUGAAGCGACACUAAAAGCAGCUGGAGAACAUGCUCUCGAUGAAGAUAUGCUUGUUAAAGGAAAGCAGUCCAUCAAGAGCCAAGUUUUAGGAAAUCAGAACUCAGAAAGCGAGAUUCUCUUGGAUGGUGACGACGAUACCCUGUCAUCCCUUGAGGAUAAAGAUUUGGACAACUUCACAGGUCCGGUUAACCUAAGCGCGCCAGCUCAGCUUGUGGCACCCUCGGUUGUAGUGAAAGGCAUUUUUUUGUCCUCUGAGGUCUACUUUGAGGUGGAUGAAGAAGAUCCCAGUUUUAAGAAAAUCGACCCGAAGAUUCUAGCAUAUACAGAAGGACUGCAUGGAAAAUGGCUCUUUUCAGAGAUUCGGUCUGUCUUUUCACGGCGUUAUCUCUUGCAGAAUACAGCAUUAGAGAUCUUCAUGGCAAACAGAGUGUCUGUGAUGUUCAACUUUCCUGACCAAGCAACAGUAAAGAAAGUGGUUAACUGUCUACCUCCGGUUGGCAUUGGUACUAGUUUUGGACUACCUCAGACCAGGCGCAUUUCUUUGGCAAGUCCACGACAGAUUUUCAAAGCUUCCAAUAUGACCCAGCGUUGGCAGCACCGAGAGAUUUCCAACUUUGAGUAUCUGAUGUUUCUAAACACUGUAGCAGGUCGCACUUACAAUGACUUAAAUCAGUACCCUGUCUUCCCUUGGGUUAUCACUAACUAUGAAUCAGAGGAGUUGGAUCUUACACUUCCUAGCAACUUCAGGGACUUGUCAAAGCCUAUUGGAGCUUUGAACCCAAAGAGAGCAGCAUUCUUUGCCGAGCGAUAUGAAUCAUGGGAAGAUGAUCAAGUUCCAAAGUUUCACUAUGGCACACAUUACUCAACUGCAAGUUUUGCACUCACGUGGCUACUAAGAAUUGAGCCCUUUACAACGCUUUUCCUGAAUCUGCAAGGUGGGAAGUUUGAUCAUGCAGAUAGAACGUUUUCGUCUAUUUCCAGAGCAUGGCGCAAUAGUCAGCGUGACACCUCUGAUAUCAAGGAAUUGAUUCCUGAAUUCUAUUACCUCCCAGAGAUAUUUGUCAAUAGCAACAAUUACAACCUAGGGAUGAUGGAUGAUGGAACUGUUGUGUCUGAUGUUGAACUUCCACCAUGGGCCAAAAGCCCUGAAGAAUUUGUUCGCAUAAACAGACUGGCAUUAGAAAGCGAAUUUGUCUCCUGCCAGCUGCACCAAUGGAUUGAUCUGAUUUUUGGCUACAAACAGCAAGGGCCAGAGGCUGUUAGAUCCCUGAAUGUUUUCUACUAUUUGACUUAUGAAGGAGCUGUAAAUUUAAGUUCAAUAACAGAUCCUGUAUUAAGAGAGGCUGUCGAGGCUCAAAUACGAAGUUUUGGACAGACCCCUUCUCAACUGCUCAUAGAACCACAUCCUCCGAGAAGUUCGGCAAUGCAGGUGUAUCUCCUCCUGCAGAGCCCGUUGAUGUUCACAGACCAAGCUCAACAGGAUGUUAUAAUGGUUCUCAAGUUCCCAUCCAACUCCCCUGUCACUCAUGUAGCUGCCAACACCCAACCUGGCCUGGCCACUCCUGCUGUGAUCACAGUUACUGCAAAUAGGUUAUUUGCUGUAAACAAGUGGCAUAAUCUUCCUGCUCAUCAAGGUGCUGUACAAGACCAGCCUUACCAGCUGCCAGUGGAAAUCGAUCCUCUCAUAGCCAGCAAUACAGGUAUGCACAGAAGGCAAAUCACUGACCUUUUAGACCAAAGCAUUCAGGUGCAUUCCCAGUGUUUCGUCAUCACCUCUGACAAUCGUUACAUCUUGGUCUGUGGCUUCUGGGACAAGAGUUUCCGAGUUUAUUCUACUGAUUCGGGUAAACUGAUGCAAGUAGUAUUUGGACACUGGGAUGUUGUAACCUGCCUUGCUCGCUCUGAGUCCUAUAUUGGAGGAAAUUGUUACAUUCUCUCAGGAUCACGUGAUGCAACAUUGCUGCUCUGGUAUUGGAAUGGCAAAACCAAUAUCAUCGGUGACAAUACGAGUGGUGAUUUUGCAACUCCUCGAGCUAUUUUGACAGGACAUGACUAUGAAAUCACCUGUGCUACCGUUUGUGCUGAACUUGGCUUGGUAAUAAGUGGUUCAAAAGAAGGACCAUGUCUCAUACAUUCUAUGAAUGGAGAUCUACUGAGGACAUUAGAAGGUCCUGAAAAUUGCCGGAGACCAAAACUUAUUCAGGCUUCAAGAGAAGGUCACUGUGUCAUAUAUUAUGAAAAUGGCCUCUUCUGUGUAUUCAGUGUGAAUGGGAAGCUUCAAGCCACCAUGGAAACAGGGGACAACAUAAAGGCGAUCCAGCUGAGUCGAGACGGGCAGUACCUGCUAACAGGAGGGGACAACGGGGUUGUCAUGGUCUGGCAGCUGUGGGACCUCAAGCAGCUUUUUGCUUACCCAGGGUGCGAUGCUGGGAUCCGAUCAAUGGCCCUGUCAUAUGACCAAAGGUGAGAGCAAAGUCUUCCCAAGACUUUCAUAGACAAUUAA
Molecule: messenger RNA, 4688 nt
Organism: Tinamus guttatus (white-throated tinamou)
Lineage: Eukaryota; Metazoa; Chordata; Aves; Tinamiformes; Tinamidae
Source: RefSeq, a predicted model, not a curated record